AUGCCCGCUCUGCCCACUCUCCCCAAUGUCCGCUCACCUGCUCACCCGCUCACUGUUAUGCCUGCUUGCCCGUUUUUCCGCUCCCCGCCUGCUCGCCUGCUGGACCCGAUCACAACCCCUUCGAUAUCGACGUUCCCUCCCUCGACGCCACGCUACACUUACUCGCUACCCUUCUCUACGCUUGGCCCCUGCAACUCACACUGUCGACGCUACACAUGCAGCCACCCGGUCCGGGUACGCGCCCUCAUCUGCGAUAUAAAUCCGCGCCCGCGCAUCCAGAGCCCAUGCUCGUCUCCGCGACACCAUCCCAGUGCUCGCCAGUUCGUUCGCCUCAUUCCCUCACUCGUUCCUGCCUUCAAUGGCGGCGCGCCGCAUGUCUAGACGUGUAGCUGUAUGUACUCUGCGGUAGUGUGAAUGUAUGUAAGCAUGAUCCAACUC
This is a messenger RNA of Heterobasidion irregulare TC 32-1, 438 nucleotides long. RefSeq lists its product as uncharacterized. The transcript has 3 exons. The coding region runs from base 1 to 381 and encodes 126 amino acids. The record is from RefSeq and is a predicted model, not a curated record. Lineage: Eukaryota; Fungi; Basidiomycota; Agaricomycetes; Russulales; Bondarzewiaceae.